This is a messenger RNA of Caenorhabditis auriculariae, 6484 nucleotides long. Lineage: Eukaryota; Metazoa; Nematoda; Chromadorea; Rhabditida; Rhabditidae. The record is from the annotation of a GenBank genome assembly.
AUGUCCUCGACGAACAAGAAAAUCUUCUACACAGCAGCAGAAGAAGGAUUGGUGAUUUUUUUAAAAUUUGUGUUUUGGAUUUAACUUUUUACCUUUUUUAUUCAACAAUUCCAGUCCGAACUGGAGUCCUUGGUGAAGAAAGAGCCUCAAUCAUUAAAAGAAGUGGAUCAUCGUGGGCGAAAUGCGUUGUUCUACGCGGCGAUGACUGAUAACUUGAAAAAUGCCCAAUUUUUAAUCAAGUUUGUUUUUUUUUGUUGCUUUGACGUCGUGGGGAAUGAAUUGAUAACAAUUCUUUUGCCUUCCAGAAUUUUAAAACAGUAAGACUCUUUUGGAAUAAUUGAAGAAAUUUUUCUAAGUCUAUUUAAAACGGGUCUAAAAGUUUCUAUAAUUUAUCGAGUUGUUGAAUUUAUCAACUCUUCCUUUUUCCUUGAAUAAUCGAAAACAACUGAGGAAUUUUAAAGUGGUACCUAUAAGGGUUAGGGGGAAAACACCCAUAUAGGGACCGCAAAAGAGAUCCCUAUAAGGACAUAAUCAAGGUGAUCCCUAGAGGGGUUUAGGGUUUGGCUCCUUAGCCCCCAAAGCUUGAGUGGUCCCUAUAAGGGUCGUUCAAGUUUAUUCAAAAAAGGUUGUUUUUGUCAGUUUUUGCAUGGAAAUGCUUCUCCGCAUAGAGUUCGUAAAAACUGGCAUGCCCCCUAUAGGGGCCACUAACUAAAACCCCUAUAGGUACCACUUUUUCAAGUUUUAGUGUACUCUAUAGAGGUUACUAAAGUGGUGCCUAGCCAGGACCCUCCAAGGGCCCCUAUAGGGACCACUCUGGAGCUCCUAAGAACUUAAAAACUGGAAAAUCUUACAGAAAAGGCUUAUCACCAUCAGACGUGGACUCAUAUCAGGCAACGCCUCUUCAUUGGGCGACAAGAUGUGAUUCCUACAAGGUUCAUAAGCACAUUAUCUAAUUUAUUUUUCAGUUGUUUCAGGUUGCCAGGCACCUGAUAUCCCUUGAAAAAGGGAAAGAACAAGUUCUGCGAAAAGAGAAGGACCAAGUGACUCCCCUACACACGGCUGCAACUAAACACGGCUCGAAAAUUUUGAAGUUUAGUUUUUUAAAUCUGCAAAGGAGCCUUAAAAUUGAACUUCAGAUGUUCCUGGAGUUGUUAUCAGAGGAAAAAGAUUUAUAUGACAAAACGAAAGAUCGACGAGGACGGUCUCCAUUGCAUUAUGCGGCUUGCAGCGUGAAUAUCGACGCUGUGAAGGCGAUUUUAGGUGUGUUAUGAAUAGGCAACCGCAACCCGUUAUUAAUAUAGCUUUUAACCCUAAAAAUCAACGAAAGUAUGCUGGGAAAAUAUUUAAGUGGACACUAUAGGAUUUUGACGUUUUAGUGGCCACUAUAGUAGUCGAUUUAGUGGCCACUAUAGAGGUCUAAGUGCUCACGGCGUUCCCAAACGGGGUGGCAAGACGUCAAAAAAAUUUUGGCGCGAAGUUUGAAAUCUACAGUACUUCAGCCGAAGGCGAUCGAACAAACAAGUUAUUAACGUUGAAUACUCAGUUUAAUUUGUGACGUAGAAUGACGUCAUUUUAUCCGUAGCGCGCACAAAUUUUUUUCUGUAAAUUUAGAAACUUUGACGCCUCGCUCACCUUCCUCACCCCCAUUAGGAACGCCGUGGUGCUACUACUGGUCCACAACAAAUUUCAGUGGCCACUUUAGGGAUCAAUGGAUCAACAUAACUGGUCCAAUCUGUUCGUUUAAAAAUUAUCAGAGUAACUGAAAGGAAUACUGGAUGAAAAACUACUAAAGUGGUCACUAAAUCGGUAAAUAGUGGCCACUUUAGUGUCUUCUCCAGGUAGUCCUUGGCGAGCCUCUAGUGGCUACUAAAAUCUUUCCAAGUGAAGUGUGAUUUAUUUGCGCUCGAAUUUGUCUGUCUUCACUCAUGAAUACCAGAGAGGUCCCUGUAGGGGUACAAAAAAUCGACUGGCAUGUCCCCUAUAAGGGUCACUUUUGAGAAUUAGUGGUCCCAAGAGGAGAUGGUAAAGUGGGCUCAUUCAAAAGCCUGAGGAUUCCCCUAUAGGGACCACUUCGGAGUUCCGGAGUGUUUUCUGACGUGAUGAACUUCUAGAUGCGAAACUCGGCUAUCCAAUCGACCAGAAAGACAUUUACGGCGUAACACCGCUGAUGUGUGCCGUCUGUGUCGCACUUCCACAAACCCCAGCCGUCGUCCGAUUUCUCAUAAAGUUCUUCUGUCUUCCAAGCCGUCGAUAGCCUAGUUCAGAAGGAAGCCGCCUUCAAGGGAAGCGAGGAAUAAAGACGGCCAGACGGCGCUGCACCUCGCCGUCGCUUCUCAGAACGUCGCCAUGGUCAAGCUCCUUGUCGAGGAGCUCGAAUGCCAGUUGGAGGUUUCCAAAAGUCAAGGGAAGUUCCUGAACUUCAUCUUCAAGGCUCCCGACGAAGAAUCCCGAACGCCUUUGCACUACGCGGCGGAACAAGGCUUCGACGAGAUAGUUACGGUUUUGUUGAACAAUGGAGCGAGAAAUUCGACAAGGUUUGUUCAAGGGAUCACUUUAGGCAUUUUGUUGUGGAUGGUUCAUUCAUGAAUCGCUUUUUUUUUCGAUUUGAUAAUACGAAAAAUGCCUUAUCGCCGCGACUUGAACGUUUCCGCGUGUCUGAGGUCAGAGAAACGUGAAAAUAGCACGUCAACAUGAGAGGGUCGCCGAGAGUCGCGGAGGGCGCAGAGAAAAACAGUUAAAGUCGCGAAAAACGGAGUAUAAACGGAUCUUUUUGAAAAGUUUUCCAAAAUUAAAAAGGCUCGAGAGGGUGGUUAGUGGGCGUGGCUUAGCGCAACUGAUGCGCAGUUAUGAGAGACGUUUCUCCGCCUGGAUUUUUUUUUUUUUGAGUAAACUUUUUCGAAUUUUGAUUUCUGCGGAGGAAAAAUGAAUCAAAAAAGGUUUUAAAAAGUAAAAAUGCUCGAGAGGGAGGUUAGUGGGCGUGGCUUAGCGCAAAUGUCGCGCAGUUAUGGGAGACAUUUCUCCGCAUGGAUUUACGGUCAUGAGUAAAUGUUUUUGACUGUUAAUUUCUGCGGAGGAAAAAUAAAUCAAAAGUAUUUCGAACAAAAAAUGAAUUCUCUUGAUUUGUCGCAAAAUCGCUAAAAAUUUUCACGAUAAUUAUUUUGCAAAAAUUAAACUUUUCUUCUUUUUUCGGUUAUUUUUCAGUUUUCUUUCACUGAAAUCAGCCGGAAAUCCAAUUUUUCGAUAUUUAAAAUAAAAAGAAAAAAUUAAACAUGCAGUGACCACUUAAGGGACAAGUUUGGCGUCACUCCGGCCCACUACGCCGCCCAAUUUAGCGUCAAAUGCUUGGAUCUUUUAUUGACCCGGAGCCACAUCACGGUAUAGUCGAUGUGCCACAAGUUGAAAUUUCAUGGAACGACAUUCCGCUGUUUCGAUUUGUGCGGUAGCGCGCAUCGUGCGAAUUUGCCAACUUCGGCCAAUUUUUUCGGUUUUAAUCUUCAUUUUAUAAGCCACUCACUUUUUGAAAAAAUCCAUUAAAAAAUGCGACAAACAGAAAAAAAACGACGAAAACAUUAAAACAUGGCUUUAACAAAACAACACUUUUUUUAUCGCUCUUUUCGAGGAAGAUCAUGAAAUUUACUGUGUUCUUUCGUUCACAUUUGUACAACGCAAUCCUUUUCAACGAUUAUAAUACAUUUUAAAGAAAUAAAAAAAUUAAAAAAAACGAUCAAAAUUAGAAUUAAAACCAAAAAAACUAGCAUGGCCGAGGUUGGCAAAUUCGCACGAUGCGCGCUACCGCACAAAUAAAAACAGCGGAGUGUCGUUCCAUGAAAUUUCAACUUGUGGCACAUCGACUAUAGUUUCCUGAAGAUUUUCCGUUUAAAUUUUGAUUUUGAGGAAGUGAAAGACGAUCAGAAUCGAACUUGUCUGAUGUGGGCGGCCGUGGCGGGAAACGUCGACGCGAUUCAUUAUCUCAUACAGAGGAAAGAGGCCCCGGAUCGGCAUGCCACGGUUUAGUUUUCACAAUGGAAACUUUCUUUUCAUAAUUUUUUACCGGUUAUUCUGAAAAAAAAUUGGUUUCUACUGUACUCGGACCUCGGUAACGAAAACCAGAGAGUAUAGGACAAAAGCACCGAUUCCAAGAGCGCCGUUCAAAUUGAGCGCCAGUCCGCAAUGCGCCGUCGCGUGUAUGCGCCGUGUAUACAGACGCCGCUUUCUUUUGCGCCGAGUCCGUUUGCGCCGAAUCGUUUUGCGCCGUUAUUUCAAACUUUUAUUUUUUCGCUCUUUUUUCAUUAUUUUUUAAUAAUUUUUUACUACACAUUCAUAUACGACUCGAAUAAUUUUCGCGCCAUCUGUUAAUAUGGACUUUUCUGCCGCAUUUUCGAAAAAACUCGAACUAUUGUUUGAAGAAAAUGAGUUCAACGUUACGAAAAACGAUUUUCUGCUGUUUCACGUCUGCUAGAAUUGAAACUUUGCCUUACCUAACGCAGAAAAUUUGCAAUCACAAAAAAAAUCACUCAGUAUGUCGUUUAAAGCAAUAAUUUUUUUUAUCCAUUCUCUUUUCCUUACGUUUUCUGUAUUUUUCGAAAUCAGAAAAGCAUAUUUGCUUUUUAUUUUUUUACUUUGAAAAGAAAAAAAGGGGAAAAAAAUAUUUUACCUGGACCAAAGUGGACCUAAAAACUCAUCAUUAACGGAUAGCGCGAAAAAUUAUUCGAGUCGUAUAUGAAUGUGUAGUAAACAAUUAUUAAUAAAUAAUAUAAAAAGAGCGAAUAAAUAAAAGUUUGAAAUAACGGCGCAAAACGAUUCGGCGCAAACGGACUCGGCGCAAAAGAAAGCGGCGUCUGCAUACACGGCGCAUACACGCGACGGCGCAUUGCGGACUGGCGCUAAAUUUGAACGGCGCUCUUGGAAUCGGCGCUUUUGUCCUAUACUCAAACCAGACGCGCCACAGGGAGCACUUCUAGGGAUCCCUUAAGAGACUUCUGCACUCUUAAGAGACCACUUGAAAUUCUCAGAAACUUAGGUACUAUAAAGUGGUCCCUAUACAAAUAAGUGCUCAAGUUACUCUGUAUUGAUCCAAAAUUUGGUUAGUCUCUUAAGGGGUUCAGGAUCGGACCUACCCUAUAGGGGCCACUUGCAAGCUUUAGUGACCCCUGUAAGGGUAGGUUAAAGGGAACCUUGAAGCCCCUAUAGGGGCCACUAAGGAGUUUCUGAAAAGUUUAUUUAACCGAGGUCCGAAUAAAUAAUGUAAAAAGGUUAAACUUCACGGUCUUUUCAUAUUUUAAACUUCAAGUCACCGCUGAAGCUCCGCCCCCCCCGAUUAACCAAUCAGAGAGCGUUUUCUAAUGACGUCAUUGACUUGAAAUUUAAAAUCUGAACGGAUUGUAUGAAAUGGAAAAAUAAUAAAAACGAGAAAAGCAGGACAAGUACGGCUACACGGCUCUACACUUGGCGGCAAUGGCUGGAAACGAGAAUGUCUGCAAAAUAUUGGUCAAUCAAGGCUGGAGCAUCUCGGUGAGUUUUAUGGGAAAAAAUCGAGAAUGUUCGCUCUAAUGCGAAUCUUGAAAAACCACUUUCUACGCCAGAGUGGUUGCUAGAGGGACAACCGUAGGGGCACUGAUUUUUUUUUCCAAGGAACUAGCGACAGACCAUUCACUCCUAUAGGGACCACUUAGAUUUUUUCCCUCUAGGGAGCAUGUUCUGUCACUUUUUCAAAUAUAUGUUUAACCGCUUUUUUGCUUUCCUGACUCCACUUAAGCUUGAGGAACUAGUGACAGACCAUUCACUCCUAUAGGGACCACUUGGAUUUUACCCCUCUAGGAAGAACUUUCUGCCCCUAUUUAACCGCUUUUUGCAUCCCUGACCCCUAUAGGGACCACUCAGGCCUUCCCAAAUCAAAAAGUUGUUAGACGGAACUCUUCAUUUCUCCCAACCUUAGGUCUGAAAAUUCCAAUGAUUCCCAGGAAAGGGACAAGUCCAACAAUACGGCGCUGCAUUUGGCGGUGGGGCGCGGUUACACGGAAAUCGUCAGAUUUCUCGUGACUUCCGGCGCCAAUAUGAACGAGAGGGAUGCCGUUGACAGGUUCGAGCUGGGAAAAAAAGGACUUUGAGAUCAUUUUCGCUCCACCGAACUUUUUUUCCAGAACUCCAGUGUUCUGGGCGUGUCUCGGAGGCCAAUCACACACCCUUCACUGCAUGAUCAAAGAGCUGGGGUUCGAAUGGAGGACUGGAGGGUACUGUAGUAAUUAUUGAUUAUUUGAUCAAUCGAUAUUGAUUCAGAAAAGAUCAACGGCCGAUCACAGACGCCCUGGGACGGACGCCGUUGCAUGCGGCCGCUUUUUCCGGCUUUUCCGCUUGUAUCAAUGUUCUCCUCAAUGUUGGAUCUUCCUUUUUUAGAUCAAUACAAUCAAUUUUGUAGAUCGAGGAAGAAGACGAUUGCUUGAAGUCGCCGCUCGUCGGCUGGAGAGAUCACGAAGGUGAUCCCUAG